AUGAAAUGUGAAAGAUGUGGAAAGUAUUUACGUUUUGAAUGGUGCAAAUCAUGUCAGAUAAAUAAUCUACAAAAUAAUUUUACAAAUUGGACUAGUGGAAAUGAAAAAAUUGACAAUUUAAUUCAGGAAAUGCAAUUAGAAAUCCUUCGAAGUUCUGAUAAUAUAACUGAAUGGAUACCAUAUGAUCAGUUUAAUGAUAUUAAAGAGUUAGAUAAAGAUGAAUGUUCUACAAUUUAUUCGGCAAUAUGGAAGGAUGGUCCAUUAAAAUAUAACGAAAAUAUUCAAGAAACCAGGAUACAAGAUUAUUGGAUGGGUAAAAAUAUUGGUCACUCUAUAGGGGCGCGUGAUGAUCUAUAUGGUAUAUCGCAAAAUUCAGACACAAAAGAUUAUAUUUUAGUUCUUCGAAAUAAAUAUUGUAAUGAAUGUAGCAAAUGUUUUAUAGAUGAAUUUAGUUUAUGGUGUAAAUCAUGCCAGAUAAAUGAUUUUGAAAAAAAUUUUACAAAUUGGACCAGCGGAAAUGAAAAAAUUGAUAAUUCAAUUCAGGAAAUGCAAUUAAUAAUUGAUGAUCGUGAUAUUAUAGUUGAAUGGAUGCCAUAUGAUCAGUUCGAUGAUAUUAAAGAGUUAGGAAAAGAUGAAUUUGCUACAAUAUAUUCAGCAAUAUGGAAGGAUGGUCCAUUAAAGUAUGUUUUCUUAUAUAUUCAUAUUUAUUUCUAUCAGAGUACAAAAGUUAAGCCAUAUUUUGAGAAUGAUCACCUAUAUGGAAUAUCUCAAAAUCCUGAUAAGGAUUAUAUUAUAAUUCUUCAAGAUAUAUAUUGUGAUAAAUGUGUUAGCAAAUAUUUAGAUACAUAUUCUAAAUGGUGCAUACCGUGA
Rhizophagus irregularis DAOM 181602=DAOM 197198 is the source of this 870-nucleotide messenger RNA. NCBI's taxonomy places the organism in Eukaryota, Fungi, Glomeromycota, Glomeromycetes, Glomerales, Glomeraceae. The record is from RefSeq and is a predicted model, not a curated record.